Messenger RNA from Hippoglossus stenolepis (Pacific halibut), 1236 nucleotides. RefSeq names its product mitochondrial ribosomal protein S26 (gene mrps26). The transcript is spliced from 4 exons. The coding region runs from base 159 to 782 and encodes 207 amino acids. Gene Ontology annotation, cellular component: mitochondrial small ribosomal subunit. NCBI's taxonomy places the organism in Eukaryota, Metazoa, Chordata, Actinopteri, Pleuronectiformes, Pleuronectidae. The record is from RefSeq and is a predicted model, not a curated record.
CCUUUUGCUGAUCACUUCCUCCGGGCAGAGGUGAACAAAAUGGCCGCCUCUACACGGGAGCUAACAUGUCUGUGUCAAUGUUAAAAACGUUUAAAUUAACCGGUGACGUUUAGCGCUUUAAUAACCUGCACCUUGUUCCCGCUUAUCGCCGCGUCGCCAUGUUCCCGGUGCUCGGCGGCAGGAGCGUCCAGGUGACCCGGCUCCUCGCACCCAGGGGCGCCGUGCUCGUGGCGGCCGUCCGCGGCAGAAAGUCCCGCAACGACCCGGUGGCCAAGUCCAAGGUGGGCCGCGUGAAGCUGCCUCCGCCCGUGGACCCGCUGGAGAUGGUGGUGAUGAAGGAGCGGUUCUCCGAGUACCAGCUGAUCAUGAGGGCGCUGCGGCUGGAGUUUAAGGAGGAGAUGCUGCGAAAGAAGUACGAGGAGGAGACGGGCUCUCGGGCGGAGGAGAGGGCGAGGCAGGAGGCGGAGGAGCAUGGCGCCCUCAUGGCCUGGAACAACCAGGAGAACCUCCGUUUGCUCAACGUCAGAGUCAUGAGGAUCCAGAAGGAAAAGGAGGAAGCUGAGCACAAGAAGUUAGAAGCUGCCGUGAAGCAGGAACAAGAACACCAAGAAUUCAUCAAAGUAAAAGAGAGGGAGGUUCUGCAGUUGCAGGAGGAUGCAAAGAACUUCAUCAACUUGGAGAACUUGGAUCAGCGAAUCGAAGAAGCUCUGGAUAAUCCAAAGAACUACAACUUUGCCAUUGACAAAGAAGGCAGAGUUGUUAAACAGACGGUGCUGCAGUGAAGCGACAGACCAACCUGUCUCAGAAGAAAACGACAGACGGAUGCCUGCUCUGUCUAAUGUGGGGAUUUUCAGUCUAAUCCAACUGGAAGUGAAUUUUGUCCGGACAAAAAAAAACAUUCGGGCUGAGAAAGCUGUUGUACCUGUUAACUCAGUAUUUCAGAAUCUUUCAUCAGCAGGUAUCUGCAUUAGAUUGUGAUUUCAAGUAGUUAUGGUUGAUGGACAGGUGUCACGUCAUCAGAAAAGUUUGAGAUUGGAGUCGAUUUAGCUUCUGACAGGAGGAGAAGACAUCUCCAACUUUAACAGGAAGCUCCUGUUGAGUGAUGAUCGCCUUUACUUUCCACACGUCUGUUUUAUAACCUUUAUCUGAGUCGUGUACCUUCACCAGAACAUGUUUGUUUCAUCAUUACUGUCUGUUCAUGAUAUAUAAUGUAUACAUAAAGUAACUUCAUGUCUA